This is a messenger RNA of Numida meleagris (helmeted guineafowl), 1730 nucleotides long. RefSeq names its product MAPK regulated corepressor interacting protein 1 (gene MCRIP1). NCBI's taxonomy places the organism in Eukaryota, Metazoa, Chordata, Aves, Galliformes, Numididae. Bases 123 to 413 code for a protein of 96 amino acids. The record is from RefSeq and is a predicted model, not a curated record. The transcript has 5 exons.
CGGCUCGGGGGCGUGGCCGCGCCUGCGCGCUGCGGCGCUUCCGUGGCGGCCCGAAGGCGAGCGGAGGCGGGAGUCGGGCCCAGCCGCGCCGAGCCGAGCCGCGCCGCCGCACGCACCGCGCCAUGGCCAGCUCCCCCGUGUCUCGCGUCGUUUACAACGGCAAGCGGAGCGGCGGCCCGCGUUCCCCCGGCGCCGGCAGCGAGAUCUUCACGCCGGCCCACGAGGAGAACGUGCGCUUCAUCUACGAGGCCUGGCAGUGCGUGGAGCGCGACCUGCGCAGCCAGAUGGGCUCCGAGCGCGGCCUGGUCGAGGAGUACGUGGAGAAGAUGCCGAACCCCAGCCUGAAAGCGUUUAAGCCCGUCGAUCUGAGCGACCUGAAGCGGAGGAACACACAAGAUGCGAAGAAGUCGUAAGGCAGGUCCCCCGCUGAUCGGCCGGUCUUUAAAGUCCUCAAGCAGAUUUAAGUUGAGAUUUUGUGUUGAUUUCCUUCUCUGGUUACUGUACUCUGCCCAUGGGACAUCCAGUCAGCUCUGGGGCUGGCUUUGGAGCUACCUGAAUUCCAUGAUGCUUAGGGGCUCACUGAAGCUAGACAGAGCCCUCUGUUAAAGAUUGCAGCCCCUGAUCCGCAGCUUCCUCAGGCCUCCAUGCUGGGCUCACCGGUCACUUGUUCUUCUUCCAUCUCUGUCCCUGGUGUGCUGAGCACUCAGGCUCCUUGGGUGCUGGUGCAGGGCAGGGCAGAGCACCUGUGCUGUCGGUAGAGGCAGUGCCAGCUCUCUGCUCCCUUCUGUGCACCGAGGGCUCAUGGGUGCUGAAGUGGACCAAGGGGAGAAGGAAGGAAACCUGGUGCUGGCCUGAUGCCGAGGGACAUACUGGCAGCCCCAGUCCAGCACCGGGCAGUCCAGCACCGUCAAGCAGCUGACUACUGCUGCUUUGGCACACUUUGCCUAUUCUUUGCUCCCUGGUUGGAGGGCUUAAUUUGUACCUAGUCUACUAAUGCCCAGGACGUGUCAGUGCUGCCAAAGCUCUUGGGUCUACAUCCGAUGCCAGAUUUUCCUUGUGUUUAGAUUGGGCCAUGUCCUUGCAGUGCUGGUAAUGGAACCGCUUCUUUUUCCCUGUUGGGGGAGGGAGAGAGAGGCCCCAGCCCCAAACAUCCCAGAGGUGCUCUGAGCAGGAGUUGCACUGAGCCCUCUCCCACCCCCAGCCAGGACGGUGGAGGUGGGGGGAGUGGCUAGCACUGACUUAGCGUAAAAAAGCUCGUUUGCAUCCUUGCCUGAGCAACUCCUUGCUGUUUGAGCACUAACACCACUUCCCAGACAUGCACCCUUUGCAGAGUCCUGGCCCCCACAGCUGGCUGUAGCGUUGUGUGCAGGCUGUGGUGGUCCAGUCUGACUUGCCCUGGAGGCUGGCUUUCUCAGGACCCUUGGUCCCGUGUAAUCAUUUCUGUGCAGGGAGAGUGAGUGUGCCCUCCUGCCCACGUGGGCAGAGCAGCCUCUGGGGACGUGGGGAGCUGUGGGAGCAGCCUCCUGCCUGUGCUCAGAGCUGGCAGGGAAGGGAGCUGCGGGGGCUCUGCCCAGCACAUGGUGAAUUCAGAGUGCAGGGGAGUUGUGGUUGCUGUUAACUUUCCUUUGUUGCGUCAUUGAGCUAUACUGUUCCCCUUUUUUUUUUUUUUUUUUUUUUUCUGUUGUCUGUCACUUGAGGAGUGUUGUAAAUAAAAGCUGGUGUUCUUUUGA